UCUUUCCACUCCAACCCAAAAUUCCGCCCAAACUGAAGCCGGGCCCACCACGCCACUUGCUCGGCUCACCUUCUGCGCUGCACGCUGGGCCAGCUUCUACACGGAAGCCCAUCUCCAGCUCAUUUAAGUGAGCCACCACCCAGCCGCCACUCUCCUCCGUUGGAUGAAGCCCAAACAAACGUGGCCCAAAAUCUGACCCUAUCAGUAUCUCCUAACAAAAUGGCAUGUUAGGAGAUUAACUUUUUCGCAAUUCAUCAGGCACCAUCAUCAUGUUCGCUGGUUCUUAUGCGCUCCACAAGAAGGCAACUUUCCGCUCUUCAAUCGCAGCCUCUCCCGACGUUCGCCGAGGACUUCCUCCAAUGGUCCCAAACCAACAACUCAAUCCCUUUCUCCGCCGCGCCAAAGGGUCCCUCCGUUUUGGCCACCAGUCUCAUUAAGUACUUCUUCGACCAAGGCCUGGCUACCGAAGCGCGCGACCUGUUCGACGAAAUGCCCGACAGAGACGUCGUUGCCUGGACGGCCAUGGUGACUGGCUACGCUGCCCGCAGCCAGAAUACGCGGGCUUGGGGAGUCUUCUGCGAGAUGUUGAGGAAAGAAAUCGUGCCCAAUGCUUUCACUUUCUCGAGCGUCUUGAAGGUUUGUAAAGGUAUGAAGGAUGUUUCUCGUGGGCGCUCGGUUCAUAGUUUGGUCGUUAAGCGUGGGAUGGAAGGCUUCAUUUACGUGGACAAUGCACUCAUGGAUAUGUAUGCUACUUGUUGUACUAGCAUGAGGGAUGCUUGCAUGGCGUUUCAGCAUAUUAGGGAAAAGAAUGCAGUUUCGUGGACUACAUUGAUUACUGGUUACACCCACCGUGGCAGGGGCCACAGCGCACUCCGAGUUUUCAAGCAGAUGAUACAUGAGGGAGUGGAACUUAACCCUCACAGCUUUUCAAUUGCUGUUAGAGCUUGUGCUUCAACUGGUUCACAGAGCUAUGGCCAGCAAAUGCACGCGGCAGCUAUGAAACAUGGUUUUGAAUCUGACACUCCUGUCAUGAACUCCAUACUAGAUAUGUAUUGUAGGUUUGUUUGCUUGCCUUUGGCAAACCAGUGUUUCACUGAAAUGAGGCAAAAGGACUUGAUUACAUGGAAUACUUUAAUAUCAGGAUAUGAGAAGUUUGAUUCCAUUCAGUCUCUCUUGGUAUUCUCCCGAAUGGAAUUGGAAGGUUUUACUCCGAAUUGCUUUACAUUCACCAGUGUGACAGCAGCCUGUGCUAACUUAGCAGUCAUCAGUUGUGGACAGCAGGUUCAUGGAGGAAUCAUCCGCAGAGGACUUAACAGUAACUUGGCAUUGGUUAAUUCCUUGAUAGACAUGUACGCCAAGUGUGGUAGCAUAACUGAGGCACAUAAAAUUUUCAAUGAAAUGCCUGUCAGGGAUCUGGUGUCAUGGACAUCUAUGAUGAUAGGGUAUGGUGCUCAUGGAUAUGGGGAAGAGGCUGUAGCAUUAUUUGAAGAGAUGGUGAAGGCAGAUGUAAAACCUGAUCAAAUAGUGUUCAUGGCAGUUCUAAGUUCUUGUAGUCAUGCUGGACUAGUACAUCAGGGGCUGAACUACUUCAACUCUGUGAUGGAUCAUUACAAGAUCAAGCCUAAUCAAGAGAUUUAUGGGUGUGUUGUGGAUUUGCUGGGCAGAGCCGGGAGAGUUGAGGAGGCCUAUGAACUGAUACAGAGUAUGCCAUUUAAGCCUGAUGAAUCUGUUUGGGGUGCACUUCUUAGCGCUUGUAAAACCCAUAGCCUUCCAGGUCUGGCCAAGUUGGCUGCCUUAAGGGUGCUGGAUUUACAACCAAAUGUGGUCAGUACUUAUGUCAUGCUGUCGAACAUUUAUGCAGCUGAAGGCGAAUGGAGGGAGUCUGCAAGGAUGAGGAAAUUGAUGAAGGAGAUCGUGAGCAAGAAAGUGUCGGGGAAGAGUUGCAUUGAAGUAAAGAAUCAAGUAUACAGUUUUGUUGUGGGUGAUACAGUUGGGACUCAUAUGGAACGAGCAUAUCAAACUCUAGGUUUGCUAUUUCAGCACAUGAAAGAAAUAGAUGAUGAAGAUGAAGUGGACUGCUUAAUACAUGCCAUUGAAAAUGGGGUUUGAAAUGGAGCUGAGAUAGCAUUAUAAGCAAAUUCAUUACUGUGCGGGAAGGGACUAUAACUGCAGAACACGCUGGCGGGAAAUUCAUGGUAUUCUUCAGAAGCUCGAGAGAGCAGAUUGUGUUUGAAGAGAAAGAUUUGAGUUUGCUCAGGGAGUAAGUUAAAGGGAAGUGGAGCCACCAUUCGAGCAGCGUCAGCGGGAGAAAGAGGUGAGCUAUUUAGAUCUUAAUGGCUUUUCCUGCUCCAUUGCUUGAUUAUCAUUUUGGGGAAUUCUUAAUCCUGGAUCUAAUCAGCUUCUUAGGCUGAGGAAAGUAGAGAACUGACUGAUCCGGGGUAGCAUUUGUUCUUGUUCACACUGUCUCAACGUCUUUGAAUCUCUUCAUAAACAUGCUGAGGUCACAAAAGAAAACUGAAACUAGGCCAAGCUAAGUAGCGAAACGUGAGAGUUCUGUUGUUAGCCAUGCAAAGUCACCGGAGAAUAACUCCACAAAAGUUGGAAAAGGGAAGAAGUUGUCUGAGCAGAAGGCAGACUCAAGUCGGCCCUAGGAAAUGAUGAAGUUCACUGAAGGCAUGCAAGUCGAGGUGACCACUGACGACGAGGGUUUUGAAGGCGCUUGGUUUGCUGCAACAAUUAUUAAAGCUUCGGUUGAAGACAAGUACCUUAUUGAAUACAAAACCCUGACAAAUGAUGAUGAUACCGAGUUUCUCAGGGAAGACAUUCGUGCUUGCCACAUAAGGCCUUGUCUACGGGAGACCAUUAUUGUGGAUGGAUUCAAGGUGAUGGAUGAAUUGGAUGCUUACUAUAACGAGGGCUGGUGGGUUCGAGUGAUUGCAAAGGUUUUGAUCAACUGCAAGUAUAUGGUUUACUUCAAAGAUACUGAUGAGAAGAUAAUGUUCUCAAUCAGGCUGAUUUGAGGCCACAUCAGGAAUGGUUUAACGGCAAAUAGGUUGUUCCUUCAAAGGUCUGAAUUUUAAAUUUUUAUGCUCUUAGCACACUACUAGCUUUUCUGGCAAAUGCUUCAGUUGUGUGGACUUGAACUCAGUGCAUCUCUAUCGAUUGUGCUUUUUUUAUUAUGUUGAACUUUCUUGCAGAAUUGUAGAUCUCGAAUAUGUGGCAAUCUGAAUUAACAGCCCAAAAUUGUUUGUUCCGUCCAGAGAUUUUGCAUGGUCCAAUUCAGUCCAAAGUUGAACCAAACAGAGAGUAAAAUCAUAUUGAAAGUGAUUUCACUCGGCAUGCUAUUUGCUGUACUUUUUGAAGAGAAAUUACGAAAUUGAAACCCAGUGAGUCUAGAAAUUUUAGAACCGAAACUAUUCAAUCCGAUGUGAUGUAGACUGGAUCGCUAGCUCGCUGCACAGACUAGUAACCAUUUCAUUGCUUCUUCUUGCAAUUCACUUGUGUUUGAAACCCAGAUACCCGAAACCCAAAAAGAAUGGAACUUAAGGGUGCUGGAUUUACAACCAAAUGUGGCCAGUACUUAUAUGAUGUUAUCAAACAUUUGUGCAGAGGAAGUAUCCAGAAUCAUGAGCAAAGACCAUUCCUAAGUUCGAACAUAUUCAUUCGCAACGAAUCAGUAUCAACUAUCAAGCUUCGCUAGUUGAGCAGACAAAAAUGAAGCUUCACUCCAGGA
Messenger RNA from Linum trigynum, 3733 nucleotides. NCBI's taxonomy places the organism in Eukaryota, Viridiplantae, Streptophyta, Magnoliopsida, Malpighiales, Linaceae. The record is from the annotation of a GenBank genome assembly.